Messenger RNA from Tupaia belangeri chinensis (Chinese tree shrew), 963 nucleotides. RefSeq names its product LLP homolog, long-term synaptic facilitation factor (gene LLPH). The coding region runs from base 164 to 547 and encodes 127 amino acids. NCBI's taxonomy places the organism in Eukaryota, Metazoa, Chordata, Mammalia, Scandentia, Tupaiidae. The record is from RefSeq and is a predicted model, not a curated record. Gene Ontology annotation, biological process: dendrite extension. Gene Ontology annotation, molecular function: RNA binding. Gene Ontology annotation, cellular component: nucleolus. The transcript has 3 exons.
GGGUGGGAUGGGAGUGGGGCUGGUUUUCGCCGACCCUAGAGAAUCUCGUCCGAGACUUGGCCGUCUGUGAGCCACACGUGAGCCCCGGACCGGAGGUGCAGGCGGUGGUCCAGGGCGAGCGGUCCCCGUGGCGGCCCUGCGGCUUCCCCGUGCUCGGUAAAGCAUGGCCAAAAGCUUACGGAGUAAGUGGAAAAGGAAGAUGCGUGCUGAAAAGAGGAAAAAAAAUGCCCCAAAGGAGCUCAACAGACUUAAAAGUAUUCUCAAAGUAGACAGUGAUGCUUUAAUGAAAGAUGUUCAAGAGAUUGCUACUGUUGUGGUUCCCAAACAUCAGCAAGAGAAAAUGCAAUGUGACGUGAAUGAUGAAAAAGAUGAUAUGAAAAUGGAAACUGAUAUUAAGAGAAAUAAAAAGAGUCUUCUAGACCAGCACGGACAGUACCCAGUAUGGAUGAACCAGAGGCAAAGGAAAAGACUGAAGGCAAAGCGAGAGAAAGCAAAGGGGAAAAGCAAAGCAAAAGCAAUGAAGGCAGCGAAGGGCUUGGCCUGGUAGACUCUUAAAAACUAAAGAUGCCACAUGGGACAGUUGAUUCAAGUGUAUACAGCAAUUUCAUAUCCCAUUGAAUGACUUUAAUUCAGACAACAUAAUUCCUCAAGUUUGUUUUGGGAACUUGAAUAAAAUAUUUUCUUUGAUGAAUGAAAGCUGUACUAAUAAUUUUAAUUAGAUGCCACCCAGUUUUCAGGUUUUGAUCAGACGUCCAAACAAUUUCAGGUAUUAAUGUGGUUAUAAUGGUUUGUUCUUACAACUUGGUGAUUAUAGUCAGUAAAGAUAAAUAAUGUACUGAUGAAUUUGAGUGAAUUCAUUUAAAGACCGCUUAUGUAAUUAUACCAUUUGUCAGAGAAUAUAAAAACAAUAUAUAUUUGGACCUUUGAUUUGUGUAAUACAGAAUAAAAUAUAUUUUGUGUGUA